Molecule: messenger RNA, 4945 nt
Organism: Ceutorhynchus assimilis (cabbage seed weevil)
Lineage: Eukaryota; Metazoa; Arthropoda; Insecta; Coleoptera; Curculionidae
Source: the annotation of a GenBank genome assembly
GCUUAUUUACCUAACAACAGUAGCAUGAAAAGGGGGGCUUACUUUGUUUGGAUUGGUUAUUGGUUUAUUUUAAAAUCGAUUAUUUAAUUUCUGAUUUGUAUGUAUAUUAAUUUAUAAAAUGGAUAUUAAAAAUCUUUAUCCAGUUAAUUAUUGUGAUAUUAAAAUGAAAGACGAACCCAUAGAAGAAACUGAAUCGAAUGAUAUUCCCAAAAUAAGUAUAAAAACAGAAUACACAAGUGAAGUUGAAGAUGGAUCAGACUCAGACACAGGCAAUUUAGUGAUAAAACAAGAAUUUGAAGAAAGAAGUGAUGAUUAUUCGAUAAGCAAUGUAGAAAUAAAAUUGGAAGAUAUUCCAUUUUCUAACCAGGAACUUGGAGUGAUCACUCAUAACAUUGAAGCCAUUGCCCAAUGUGAUGUAUGCUCCUUCCCAAUCACAGACAAGAGUUACUUGUCAAUUCACAAGAAAAUCCGUUGCCCAAGGCAAUGGGAAUGCUGUGACAUGUGCAACUACAUAUGCGACAGCGCCUUAAAAAUGAAGCACCAUAAACGGAAGCACACAGGAGAUGAAGAUUUGAGGCUUCACUGCAAAGAUUGCUCCUUCAGUACUUUGGAACAGCGUCUCUUGGACAUACAUUGCAGAGAAAAUCAUUACAGUCAUAACACUGAAGCCAUUGCCCAAUGUGAUGUAUGCUCCUUCACAACCACAGACAAGACUUACUUGCCAAUUCACAAGAAAAUACAUCGCAUAAGCCAAUGCUGUGACAUGUGCCACUACAUAUGCGGCAGCGCUUUAAAAUUGAAGCACCACAAACGUAAAAAGCACAUGACAGAUGAAGAUUUAAGGCUCCACUGCAAAGAUUGCACAUUCAGUACUUUGGUACGGCGUCACUUAAGCAUACAUCGCAAAGAAAGUCAUAAAACACUGAAAAAUGUUCGUAUUGAUGAUAAGGAUAGGAUUAUCAAAUGUCAGUAUUGUGCUUACCGCGGCAAGGCACCAAAUUUGGAGAAACACAGAGCACUAUAUCACGAAGAUUUGCCGUUGUGCUAAAAAGCAGGUGUUAACCUUCAUUUUCAAUAAUGCAAAUUGCAGGAAUUUGAGAUGAACAUUGAUAUAAAUUGAACUAUAUGUAUGAUUCGUCGUAAUCGUCAUUCUUCUAUUCUAAAUGCAUCCCUCCUAUCUAUAUUUAUAAGUGAAAAUUCUCCAAUACUCAAGUUUCAAUGUUAGCAAGUAAAUGACUGAUUAUUUUUCUCUGUUCCUUAGUACAUAAUAUAUUUUAAUUUUUAAUAAUUUAUUGCAUUGGCGUCAGCUAAUGACAGAUUUUGCUGACCGAUUUUCUGUUUUCGGGGCAUGGUAUUUUAACACAUUAACAUUAUAUAACCAUUUAAUGGUGAAAAACCAAAGCCAUAAGAUUUGCACGUACUGAAAGGGUUGAAAUAAGGGCGCGAUAUUGUGAAAGAAUAUUCGGUUGCUGAUCGUUUUCUGGCUUAUGGCAAUCGACAAAAUUAAAUUUGAUAUCGUUGGGAACCAGAAAAAAAAAUUCCCAUAAGCUGGUCAGCUGUUGAGGUAUAUUUUCCAGCAGCUGCAAGAGGAAAGUAAAUUUUCCAUAUGCCUAGGCCUAGCACACGUCCGUUCGCUACAUAAUAUAAAUAAAUCACAUAAUUUUCAGUAUUUGAAAUCCCCAAAAAGAGAAAAUCUGUCAUAAGCUCAUACUCUAUAUAGAAAUGUUUAUAUUCUAAAUGGUACAAAAUGUCGGUCAGUUGUCUCGAAUAUAUUAAGCCAGCUUUUAUGAUUGCCAUUAUUUUUACUUUUUGUGGAAGCCUGAAAACGCUCCAUUAUUGGAGAGGAAAGUUGUUGGGAGAGUUACCCAAUAAACCCCAUGUUUUAGGUGAGAAUAGAUAAAGAUGUUUCUUUUUUGGCACUUCACUUGUUUUAAGAUAAGUAUCCCUCUGAGUGGUUCCCUGCUAUAUUAUCCUUAGAAAAAGUGAUAAACUCAGAGUUGUUUUGGGUAAUUUGAUAUUCCCUUAACUUCACUACAAACCCAAAAUGAUAUUUAGAGCAAUAAUUUGAAUUUUGAGGUAAAAUAACAUAGCAUUUUGAUCUUUGAGAUUAUCCAAAUUUUAGUAAUAAUUUAGCUAUUCAGUAUUUAGUGCUUAUAUUUAUGUCAAAAAUAAAUUUCUUAUUAGUGUUUAUUGGAAUGUGAGUGACUAUUGGCGUCACUUUAAAGGCAUAAUAAUUUUGUGAAACCCCUGCUUUCUGUAUUUAUAGGUGAAACUCCUUAGCACUAGAACCUAUAGAACAAACCUAGAAGUAGUUUCUAGUCUAAUUGUUAUAUGUAUUUGUGUCCAUACAGUAUUUUUAAUCUCAUAAUUUUAGUGAAAAUCGCGGUACAAACCAAAAACCAUUUUUAUAGCAAUAAUUUUUAAGAUAUUAGCCAUACUAUUUAAAAUCAUCCAAAUAUGAGCAAUAAUUUAUGCACCUAAGUAUUAUAUAAGUAUUUUAUUAAUUAUGCAAUUCAUAGGCAUACUAUUUAAAAUCAUCCAAAUAUGUAUUAGCAAUAAUUUAUCUAGUUAAGUAUAAGUAUUUUAUUAAUUAAGCAUUUCAUUUUAAGCAGGCAUAAUCGUCAACAAUAUUGACAAUGUUGGAUGAAUACUGAAAAUCUGAGCUCGUGUAUUGUAUGUUGGGAUUCAAUUUUAAAUAAUUUGCACGUUACAGGUUUAUUCCUAAAAAUAAUUGAUCUUGUAAAGUACAAAAUGUAGAAAAUAUAUCUACUGUGCUUGUAGUUUGUGCUUAUUCUAAAAUGUCGAUACAUGUUUAUUUCAUACGUACUGUAACUAGAAUCACAAAGAAAUAUGUACUUCAAAUUAUGAUGGAUAUUAGGUAAUGCAAUUUUGAGUCUCACCUUAAUUGAUUUAUUGAUGUGUAAACUUCUUAUAGGAAGUCAAACGUUUAACGCUUUCAGAGAGUGGGAAUUUUUAUGGGUAAGUUUACACUUUAGUAUUUUUAAUACCUAUUUAGAAGUACCAGUCGUGCUAGUGACUAAACGUAUGUCGCUUCUUGAACACACAAAUACAAUUAGGUUAGGAAUUUCCUAUUUGUACCGGAUGUUUUUUUAUCUUUGAUAUCAUUUUGAUCAAUGAUCACCUGUAACUUUUUUGUUUUUGACGUUAUCAAGGUAAACAAAAAAACAAAAUGUAGGGUUAGUAGCCAAGUUUUUUUUCAAGUUACACAUGAAACAAAACACUAUCAAUUUUUUGACAUAAGCCUACAUUAUAUAUUUUCAAAUGGAACACCCUGUAUAUUAUAUGUGUGUUCAAUAGAAUAUUUUAUUCUGAUUACAAUGAUAUAACACACUUCAUAUUUUGGUCCACUCGUUUUUGACAAAUCGGCAAAAAUAUGAAGUGAAACUUAUUAGGCGGGGGUCUGAUAUUUGGGACGAGAAUUAUUGAAACUAUUGAGAGUGUUUAUAAAAAUUUACUAUUUUUUUGUUGAUUUGUCAAAAACGAGUGGACUAAAAUAUGGAGUGUAUUAUAUCAUUGUAAUCAGAAUAAGAUAUUCUAUCAAACAUACAUAUAAUAUAUAGGGUGUUCCAUUUAAAAAAAUAUAAUGUAACUUAUAUGUCAAAAAAUUGAUAGUGUUUUGUUUCAUGAGUAACUUGAAAAAAAACUUGGCUACUAACCCUACAUUUUGUUUUUUUGUUUACCUUGAUAACUUCUAAAACAAAAAAGUUGCAAGUGAUCAAAAUAAUAGCAAAGAUAAAAAAACACCCGGUACAUGAAAUUGACGUAUUAUUAGCAAUCGACGUUCAUUUUUGUUGGUAACUUUUUGUUUCGUCUGAUUCGUGAUUGAUAAAUGGGGUUAUUCUAAAUGGGUACUAAAAAUUCUAUAUGUGCGUUAUCGUGACACACUAACAUUUUUUUGUUGAUUCAGGUAAUAGGUAUAUAUUUCUAAAAAUGUUUUUUUUUUGAAGUGAAUACUUCUUUGGCCGCAUGAGAGUGAUUUUUCAAGGUCGCGUCACGACACGAUUUAUAAAAUUUUCUUCUCGCAAGUGAGAUGAAGCAUAUGAUGAAUAUGAGGAAGAGAGAGAAAAAGAGAUCGAUAAAUAAGUAACUUCUAUCACGUGUACUGUGCUGCACGCGACUUUUUCAAUUUUUUAAUAUUUAUAUUAUUUUGUGUGAUUAUCUAGUCCAUAGUCAAUGCUUAUACUGCUUAUUGUUUGCCCAGCGGAUCUGAGUCUAUGGAAGGAAUUCGGAAGUAAAUGUGCCAUGUUGCCACGUUUAUUUAUAAAAAAGCGAAAAUACUAGGGAUGAAGUAUAGUUAAUUUGAAAAUCCAUUUUUUAAUAACAAAAUAUUGAUACAAUAAUAAAACGCUAAAUAUUAUUUUAACGUGGUUGUUAGAUCUAUCCUUAUUUUAAUCCUGAUUUCUUCAAUUUGGUCUAUUGUAAAAAAUAAACAUUUUCUAAAAAUACCAUCAGCUUUUGACAAUUUGGCAAGCAUCCGUCCUGGAUGAACCUGAUUGGUGGAGUUUUUGGCAGGAUCGCCGUUGUCAUGGGGAACCAUACGGUUGUCAAUGAGCUAACGUCACCUUACGUCUCGCUAUUGGCCAGGGCUCACGUCAUUUUAUCCUCCCAUCUUGGAAUAUGGAUUUAUAUUGAAAUAUCCAGUGGCGGAGAUUUGGUAAUUGCUGAUUUUCGUGUACGAGUUGCAAUACGAUAACACUUCCAAAAAGUUCCGCACACAGCUGGGUAUUUUAUGAAUGAAAUCAGCCAUUUUUUUUGACAACUGCAUUCCCCUUACCGUUGCCUCGUAGACACAGAUUCGCUGGGCAGACAUUACAUGACAUUGUAGCCAUAUCCCUGAUUUUGAAUCAAUAUAAAUAGGUACUCACAAAUGCUCUAUUUAUAGUAUAAGUAUACUUGGUUUCUAAUAAAUGUAAAUUUCUGUCAA